UUUGCCGCGAGCUCGAAAAACUUCCCAAUUCUCAACAAUUUUCAGCGGGGUCACAUUGUUUCCGUGUCGGCUGUGGAAGACACGGAGUGCAACAUCUGGAGUGACAGUUGUCCAAAACUAUUCCCCACAGAGGAAUUUUCAUCGGCGUUAACGCGAUACACCAAAGUAACCACUCACACAAUGAAGUCAAACCACUGAAGUCAUUUGCAGUCCGUCUUGGCAUAUGUCAAAUAAGCCUAAAUGGCCUCUAUGGAGAGGAAACAUGAUAUUUGCAGCCCCUUCAUUUCACGGCGCAACGCUUUGAGGAAAACAAGUGCAGAAAUUGUCAGUGAAGCCAGACAAUCUCUGAGAGUUCAAUCCACCCAGCGACCUUUUACUCCCAGAGAUGGACACAGGCAACUUUUUGGAAAGAGCUCUGUUCGUGCAGAUCAUGACAACAGACCUCCAUCAACAUUUAGUCUUCAUGCUCAAAAUUUUGAUGCUCCUGAUUCAAGGCCAGGUUCAGGGACUCGCCUCUCUCCAUUGGACCACAAGCCAAAGUUUCCAGUCCCCUGUGAUGCUGAGGAAGCACUGAAAGCCUUUCCCCAACCCCCCGCUGACCCACUGGAAAUGAAGAGGGAGCUGGCAGGGGCACGGGCACGCCUCCUCAGGGCUGGAUCUCUCACCACAUUGCCUCCUGUAGAGGGACACACAGAUGUGACAGAGAGAUUAAACCCGGGCCCAGGACAAAAGCAGCCGUCAGCUAAACGACUCCCCGUUACAGACCACACUAAGGUCCACAGUGGUUCUCUCAAACUUGGCCCACACAGAACACCGUGUGAAAGUAGAAUAAUGCAGCCUGGUGUUGACUCAGGAGUUAGACUCACAGACUGCACAAAAGGACAGAGAACAGGCAGCUCUGAGGGCUCGGUGGACCGUCUGUGUGAUUUGUGUGACCAUCUCCAUGGCACCUUGGCAGAAGCGGACAUGCUCGGCCGGCGCUGUAAGAGGAGGUCAGGGAUUCUUCGAACACUGUUCCGCCUCAUCGACCUCAACUCUGCCCAGCUCAACCUGCACAUCGCCAAGCUCUGCCUUGCUCUGUGUGUCAGUGGAAACAACCUGCUCAACAUCUGUAAGCUCAUCUUCCAGAUCAGCCGCAGUGAAAGCAAUGACAUCCUCUUCCAGAACAACUCUAUUAUAGACUCAUUGCUGGGUGUACUGAGCAAUGAGGAUGUGUCUACAUCUGGAGAAGCGCUCUUGUACUGCGUUGGCACUCUGAAAUUUCUCUCAGGAAAUGGUGCAAUCCUCAGACUCCUGCUGGACAAGAACUGUAUUGGUGUGGCUCAGAAACUCAUCCAGAGGCUUAACGCAGUGGAAAAGACCCACUUCACUAUAGCAGGGCACAUCCUUGUACAGCUGACAGCGACCCUGAGGAACCUUGCCGAUCACCCUGAUUCCCGUCCACUCUUUGUAUCCUUCUCUGUACAGUCAGAGCUUUGUCUGGUGCUGUGUCAUCACCGCAGAGACCAGGACAUCUGCACCAACAUUUCCAGAAUAUACAGUAAACUCUCUUCUUACUCGGAGUGCCGCCUCGCCCUGGCCCAGAUUCCCGACUGCUACCGACUAUUUUUAGAACUGCUGAGCAAACAUCACCAAAAACAGGACCUUGUCGUGCGCCUCCUUUUCACCCUCGGGAACCUCACAGCCAAAAGUGACGAGGCUCGGCGGCAGCUCUUCCAAUGCGAGGGCUGCAUGGACACGCUCCUCCAACUGUACAACAGCUACCAGCGAAGAGACGCGUUACCACACACACCCUCACACACAGGUGCCCCUUCCCCCAGCAAACCUCCGGCUCCUCCCAUGAGCGCACAGGAGGAAGACGACGUGCUGGUGAAGCUGGUCAGGGUGCUGGCGAACAUGUCCAUCCAGCCCGCCGUAGGUCCGGCGGUGGCAACCAACACAACCUGCAUUCAGCUUCUAAUGGAGACAGUAGAGUUGAGGUCUGUGCAGGAGAGCGAAGAGCUGCUGGUGAAUGUGGCUGCCACCAUCAACAACCUGUCCUUCUACCAGGAAGAAAGCUCUGCAAUCAGACACAGUCAACUCACCAUCGCAAAGUUAAUGUUGAAGUUGGUGCUCAGCUCCAGUAUGGACGCCAUGCUUGAGGCCACCCGUGUAUAUGGAAACUUGUCACGGUCCAAGGAUGUGCGGAACUUUAUUAUGCAGAACAAAGUGCACCAGUUUGUGGUGACGCUGCUCGACUCAAAAAGCACUGAGAUGUGUUUUUCAGCCUGCGGGGUCCUCACCAACCUGGCUCUGGACCCCCCGAACUGGGUCAGUCUCUCACUAGAGGGGGCUGCUGCCAAGCUGGUGGACUGUCUGAGGGACUUCGGACCAGGUGAUUGGCAGCUGGCGGGGCAGGUUUGUCAGGCGUUGUGGAACCUGAUCGGCGGUGGUACAGAGAAGCUGCUGGACACAACGGAGAGAGAGUCCCUGCUAGAGACCCUCAUCACAUACUUAGAUGAAGACGUGGCUCUGAAGUGGAUACAAAAUGAAGAUAUGAAGGAUUUUCACAGGGCAUGCUGGGAGUUGGAGUUCCUACCUGUAGCUCAAAAACUGAUGAAGAUGCUCCAGCCUCCAGACCUGACAGUCUGACACACUGGGAUAUGGAGUUCAGAGUCAUGUUGCCAUAGAAGUAAAUCCUUUAUCCUCUAUCGAAACUGUAGAGGAUGAAGCAUUUGCUCCAUCUUACAAGUAUCAAACACAAUGGCUGGGAAGGUUAGUAGUUGCUGGCAGAGAUGGUCAGUUUGAAUUGUGAAUUCCAAACACUUUAAAAACACUUUAUCAAAACACCUUUAAACAUCUCAGACUGCUGCCGCAGCAUAGUUCACUUGUCCCCUGUCCAACCAUAGGCUCAAGUAUGUUCCCAAUGGUUGUCUUUUUUAUAAAAUUAUGGCUAAUUACUCCUAAUUCAAGCUGGCUAUUGAUGCUGUUUUUGAAAGAUGAACGAUGAGGCUACCAGCUUUUUACAGCCAGUGUUUCAUACUCAAAGCAAGAUAUUUUUGGUUGAAAAGCUUUAAUGGAUAAUCAAGGUAAUUAUGCAAAAUAUAAGAAGCAGACUGAAUCUGCAUGAAAUGGGAUAAAAAUACAUGUGCUUGUGAAAUUUACUAGAUUCUUUCUCAAUUCUUGUCUAUAGACAAAUACUUGCACUUCCAUCCGUAUAUAAUUUUUAUUUAUUUUCUUAACAUUCAGUCACUCCCUGUCUUAUCAAUACCAGCAGCCUUUUGUUUUUAAUUUUGUUAACAUUUUUAACCUUUUAUGCACUUUAACUUUCACUCCCAUAAAGCUCGCUGAAGCCUUUAUUUCUUCACAUGUACAGGGAGAAUUGAAUACAAGUUCUUUGCACAUUUAUAUAACAGAUUCUAUCUGUUUUGUAUGUACACUGUGUUGUUAAAAUUGUUUUGUGAUAAUGUUUUGAAAACAGAUGACUAACCUGGAAUUUACCUCAUGAGCAAAACUUUUUUUUCUUUUAUGGUCUGUGGAUUGUUCUGGUGCUGGAAAGUGUUCAUAAUAAAGCAGAAGAAAGCAGGAAACGUUUUGCUUCUCAAAGCCUUUAUUAUUACACAGAUAUGGGGCCAGGCAGUGCUUACAAGUUACACCAAGUAGCCUAAAGUAC
Molecule: messenger RNA, 3652 nt
Organism: Xiphias gladius (swordfish)
Lineage: Eukaryota; Metazoa; Chordata; Actinopteri; Istiophoriformes; Xiphiidae
Gene: armc2
Product: armadillo repeat containing 2
Exons: 17
Coding region: 241-2631 (796 amino acids)
Biological process (GO): cilium organization; sperm axoneme assembly
Source: RefSeq, a predicted model, not a curated record